CAACCAUCAUCGAAGAAGAUAGUAGGGACAAUCAAACAUUGCUACUCAAAGAUAAUUCUCCACCAUUGUUCAAGUUGGUAUUGAGACUUCUCUAUACCUUGUCAAACUUUAGUCACUGCAACCAUAUCAACACCUGCCAAUCUCUUCUCACAAAGCAAGCAUGUUCGCCAUCCAAGCAGCGCCAAAGUCGUCUGCGACUGAAACUCAACCGUCAACGGAUCGGUUCACUCCGAACAUCCUCCCCUGCAAAAUCCACUACGAUGGGCCCGUGAAGACAUUGGAUCGGUAUUGGGAACCCCAAGCCGACGAGAAAGAAAAAGACGUACAGAUCGCAUAUUUCCGCGGUCGUAGGCUCAAGGGUCGACAGGUUGCUAUUCCAGAAGGCUAUAAAGGCGUCAUCGCAACAAGCACAGACCGUGUAUUGCCCCCUACUCGCAAUGAGAACGAAGCCGAUGUUGAGGAAGUUCAGCCGGAGGAGCCGGUCAAGAUUCUCGAGAAGCAGGGAACCUUCAACGAGUAUAUGGUUUGGGGGCAUGAGUUGGUACCCGCGGCGGACGAUGCCUUCGUGAAGGGGGUGGAGGAAUGGAUCAAAUUGGCUGAAGCGGUAUGUGUGCAUGCAAUUUCUGGCCAGUUUUCUACUAAAGAUCUUGUUGUAGAUGCACGGCCAGCCCAGCAAUGAACCGAAGCCGUCUUCAUGAGCGACGCCCUCGAAUACCAAAAGGUUUUCGCCCACCACAAUGAGCCAAACGGAUUCAGCUCUCAUCGCAGCGGCGCCAGCACCUCUCACAGCGCAUUCUUCACCCCGAGCCCAGGGUCAACCCGAACAUGUUCGCGACGUGGCUCGAUCACCAUUCUGCGGACGCGCAAAUCGAAAGCAUGGCGGGCAUAAUGGCGCAAUAGACGGCGGGCAUCAGUGUAGACAAUGUAGUCCGUGACAUACAACCGAGAAACGAACGAGGGUAACCUAGGAUUAUGUCUACCAUGUCGAUUUUGUUAUCGGGAGGAUGAAAGGUACACACCCACCAGCAUCACGGGUGAGCAAUAUAUAGAUAGAUUGCAUGGGGCUUUUCCGCUCUGGACUCGUCUUCUAUCCACGAG
Aspergillus brunneoviolaceus CBS 621.78 is the source of this 1098-nucleotide messenger RNA. RefSeq names its product ribonuclease H2 subunit C. The record is from RefSeq and is a predicted model, not a curated record. Gene Ontology annotation, biological process: RNA catabolic process. Gene Ontology annotation, cellular component: ribonuclease H2 complex. Lineage: Eukaryota; Fungi; Ascomycota; Eurotiomycetes; Eurotiales; Aspergillaceae. The coding region runs from base 161 to 679 and encodes 172 amino acids. The transcript has 3 exons.